Molecule: messenger RNA, 1267 nt
Organism: Dentiscutata erythropus
Lineage: Eukaryota; Fungi; Glomeromycota; Glomeromycetes; Diversisporales; Gigasporaceae
Source: the annotation of a GenBank genome assembly
AUGUCAGAAUCAAAUUUAUCGAAAAGUGAUUUAGAGGAAAUUUGUCAUAGCUUGGGUUUGCCUUCGGAAGGUGUAAAAGCAGAUUUGAUACAGAGGUUAAGGUCUCAUUCGAAUAUGAUGGAAAAUUCAAACAUGACUGUUGGAGAAAAUCAAACAUGUGCAGAGGACAUAAAUUUGUUUAUCGGCCAACAUUUGGCUGAGUUGGAUACAGCAGGUGAAAACCCUGAAAUAAAUUCAUUAAGAGAACGUGUGCAGCAAACGAGGAAAAUUAUUUCAGGAGAACCAUCAUUAAAUACUCACCAGGAUUCAGUGAAUCAACAGGAACCAGCAGACUCUACACUAACGCAAGAAAUAAGUGAUCAGUUAUCUAGAAAUUCCAUAAGACAAAACAAGCGGCGACUGCAAGAGGAUAUUAAUGAUAAUCAAGGUGACUCUCUCGAGAAACUGUUGGCUUCAGAGUUUAAAAAUUUGAGGAGUGUGAUAGCAGAUUUUGACUAUAAGUUAAAUUCUGUAGCAGCCCAAGUAAAUAAGGUGGAAAUAAAUGAAUCUUGGCCAAGUUAUAAAUUUGAUAAAGCUCGGGAUCAACAUGAAUAUGAUGCAAUGUGUGCGAUUGGGAAAGAGUUAGAUUUGGCGUUAGAUUUGCAACAUGCAACGAACAUUAUAAAUCAUGUGACUAGCACGCGAGAGUUUGAUAAAUUAUUGAAAGGUAAAAAAUCAUUGAUUGAAAAGGCUAAAGCACUGGCAGAAGUAUGUAAAAAUAAAAAAGGAAAACUUAUGGCUUGGAAGAAGCAACUACCCAGCCUUAUUGGAGAGGUUUCCAGAACUGUAAUUGGGGAUUUAGUGCAAAGAAUAGGUGUUAUACCUGUGGUGGUGCAGGACAUUAUGCAAACGCAUGCCCAUCUGAUCCCUAACAAAACUCAGAUCAAGGAAGAGGGUUUGAAUUUAAGUCAAGAGGUUACAAAACCUAUAGGAACAACAACAGCAGCAUUACUAGGAUUAGAGGCAUUUGUCAAUCUAAUUGCACAUCAUUGGGUUGUUGUCUAUAUAGACAAUCAACAUAAUGUUCAGAUUCACGAGUUUUGUUGGGUGUCUUUGCGAUUAAAUCUUGCAGACGAAUUAACUCGCUUCUUCGAUGAGUCAGAUUGGGAGUUGGUUCAGAACGGCAAAUAUUCUGGUCAUAGUUUAUGUAUUGGUGGUGCGACUGGUGCAAUGAAAGCAGGUGAUUAUGGAGGAUUUGAAGAAGUAAAAUUGAUAGCAGAAGCUUUAA